This is a messenger RNA of Amblyraja radiata (thorny skate), 1797 nucleotides long. It is a transcript of the gene cimip5, whose product is annotated as ciliary microtubule inner protein 5. Bases 507 to 944 code for a protein of 145 amino acids. NCBI's taxonomy places the organism in Eukaryota, Metazoa, Chordata, Chondrichthyes, Rajiformes, Rajidae. The record is from RefSeq and is a predicted model, not a curated record. The transcript has 3 exons.
AAACAAGUUAAGAAAAUGCUGCCGAAUUUUAUAGAGUUGCUACGCAUGUUUUCAGUGGGCUUGUUGUGAACUAAAUCCAAAUGUGCAUAAUGCCAUCACCUAUCCAGUUGUAACCUUGAGUAAAACCGUAACUUUAUUUUCCGCUGGCCAUAUUUUUCAAUUGUUGUAAAUUCCUCUCGCUUUCUCUAGCUUCCAGCUGCUUACCAGGCUGGUGGAGAUCCCGCGGUGGACUUCCCCGUGUGUGGGGCCAGUCUGCCUUCCCGGAGCUGGGCGCCAGGUGGCCGUGGCCGUGCCCGGCUCGGGAGGCAGGUAGGUCUCCAAUAGCGACGGUAAACAAGCUACAGUUGCUCCCGCCACCUUGCCUGCAUCUAUCUAUCUCCAUGCAGUGGCUCGUUGCAGAUGGGGAAUUCUCGCUGAUAGUCGGGAGAGUUUGCUGUUCUCGGUGAAAUCACGGCCACCCACCCACUGCCAAGCCGCCUCUGACUCUGAGGUUGCAGCUGAGCAGGAUGGCUGACUUUAACAGGACCACUUCGGCCGGCUACCGCUUGGCGGAGGCACCGACGGUCGCUGCCUUUGUGCCCCCGAGCAAAGCGGCGGGUGGAGUCCGCGCAGCCCCGGGGAAGACCGGGCAGCUGGGAGGGCAGGAUGUGGUGAGAAACGACCAAGUGUGGAGGGAGUUCGUGCGGGCGGAGCGGCAAGGGGCAAGGCAGUGGGAAAGCAAGUGGGAUUUUCUUAAAGAUUACGAUGCCAAGGGUGCAUUAAAAAUACAUGAACCUCUUCCAGAGUACGUUCCUGUGUUCUCUGACAAUAUUCCAAACACUGCAAACCGGACAUUUGGCAGCAGGAUGGACACUUGUCUUGGUCAAGCAUUAAUAAGGAUGGAUUAUCAGCUUCAGAGAGACAACCGGAAGAAAAAACUGGACAAUGAGCUUGUUCCGUAUUAAAUGAAAGCAAAGUUAAAUUUCAUAAGUCAGGAAAAUACUUGAAUCAAACCUAGUAGACAGCUGAGUCUUAAUAUUGACUUGGAGAUGGAAUGGGGGAAGGAAGCCUGUUGGGAAUUCAGGAAACUUAAAAUGAUUUCCCUCAAACUCUCCCAAAUGUAACAAUGGGGCUUGAUGAACCCUUUCUCUCCAUUUUUUUGUUGCAGUCUGAUGGAUUGAUGAGUCAUCUGGCUGGUCACCAGGUAGGAAAGUCUGCUAUGUUCAGGGAGCAGAAAAAGUUGGGAGUUGUGGUUGAAUCAGUGAGUUUGUGACACAUUGGAAAUGAGAGCUAGAGGGAGACGGAGGUCAGGACACCGAGAGGUUGUACCCUGGGUGUAGUUCCAUCAUGGGUUUGAAUGAGGAAUGCAAGUAAGAUAUAUCCUGCAGAAAAGCAAUUAAAAGAUACUUGCUGGGUCCACAUCUCCCUUUAGCUGGUGUCUGUAAAACUCUGCCAUCCACAGUGAAAUUUAAGAAUGAGAUUAAAUCUGGAGCAUGUGCCAUAAUAAUAUUGAAAUCUCACCGUGAAACCUGUUGAUUCCAGUCCAGUCCAGCUGCCCACUCUUACCUCAUUGUGUUAAGAAUUCCUCUCCACAGCCACAAAUAAACUUGAAUUUCAAGCAGGCAAACUUUAUUCUCCUCAAUGCUAAUUUGGUUUUCUAAUUCUCAGGUUUUAAUUGAUUUCUUAAAGUAGAAUUUAAAAAAUGGAGUGAAAUCAACCACUCCAAAUUUUCAGAUUAAAAUUAAAAUUAUCAGAUCUAACCAGCAAUAUUUUGUUUAAGGAAUAAAGCAAAGUAAACAAUAAGUUUCCACAAAGCAU